AUGCUCUCCCUUGCAGAUGUAGCCUCUUCUACGACAGAUCGCUUGCCUCUCUCCGCCUCUUCCUCUCCGAAUCUCGCACCGUCCGGCAGCAGCAGCAGCAGCAGCAGCAACAGCAGCACUACUCUACUACUUCGCCAACCUGUCCCCCGCAAUCGACCUCAUACACGGGCAAGCUCCGAGAACCCCAGACCAUCGACCAGCGACACCAUCAGGUCUGACCGAUCCGGCGGCGGCGGCGGUGGCCACGCCGAUACGUUCAGCAGUUCGACUUUGGCCCCUGGCGCUCACGGCGGUUCGAGAUAUGCCCGUAGUAAUUCCCAGCCCGUGCCGCCAAGAACACCACCCGGGAGUACGAUAUCAAACCGCAGCGCCUCAGAAACCAUCGUCGAGGAUUCGCCUCCGGGCAAAGCCAGGUAUCGAAACCUGAGGACCACUUGGAGGCACAGCUCCGGCUCAGACGCCUUCAGCAGCUUCCUUGAUAUGGACGAUGAGCUGGACGACUCAAGAUCCGCCGGAAGCCCUUCAAGUCAGACGCAGCCAAAGGAGAAACAGGAUGACACCGGCUGCACGCUUGACGAGUUGGUCGACAGGCUGCUCUCCUUGCCCUUGUCCAAACAGGAUGCAAAAUUCCCCGCCAUCUUCCUCUGUCUCUAUCGGAAAUUCGCUACUCCCUUUCAAGUCUUAACUGCCAUCAUCACACGCUUCGAGCACAUCAACUGCAGCCGAUCGCCGUUGCUCACCCGUCACGCAGACCAGCUCAGAUUCCUAAACGUCCUCGCACAAUGGGUUUCGGAGUACCCCGGAGAUUUUGCUGGAGCCAAAACCCGGAGGCUACUGAUCGAGUUCAUUGCCUCACUCGAGAAGAAUAUCGUCUUCGCCUUUGCUGCAAAGGAGAUGAAUUCCUACCUCGAAAAAUUUGUGGAAGACGAUGACUUAUGCUGGGCUUACACCGACGAGGACUCUUUACCCGAUUCUACCGACCCGUUUGUGGAUACAACCUCAAACCGCAUGUCCCAGUCCAUGGGUAACUUCAACAUCAGCGACAUGGACCUCGACCUCUCCUCGCAAAACUCCAACCUCUCCACCACUUCCAGUGCAGACAGGGCCGGCAGCAUCUCCAGCCAAUCUUUUCGAACCCUGCUUACCGUUGAAUCCGCCCAGCAGGAAGCCCAGAAACUCGAGCUUGUGCCGCGGAAUCUUCUAACAAAAACCCAGUGGCGCAUAUUCAUGGACAUCCCCGACGAAGAAUUUGCCCGGGAAGUGACCCGGAUGGACUGGAUCAUGUACAGUUCCUUCCGGCCGCGCGAACUUAUUCGACAUGUCAGCUUGUCUGGUCCGAAUAAGGGGAAAUCGUCGGCAUACCUAGAAAAUGUGAACAGGAUGAUCAAAUCGUUUAAUCACCUAGCCUUUUUUGUCGCUAGUAUGGUACUGCUUCGAGACAAGGCAAAACACCGAGCCCAGGCGCUGGAGAAGUUUAUGAAUAUAUCAUUGUUGUUCUCGGCUAAUAGGAAUUUUUCCAUAUCAAAGAAACUCCGCCAACUUAACAAUUAUAAUGCGCUAGGCGCAGUUAUUGCAGGGUUGAAUGGAACGCCGGUUUCACGGCUAUCACAGACUCGCGAACUAGUCCCUCCAACCCUACAGAAGCAAUUUAUGAGUGUAGUUAUACUCAUGAGUACUGAAAAGAGUCAUUUUGCAUAUCGACUCGCAUGGGGAAACUCCUUCAACGAAAGAAUACCGUUCCUACCCCUCCACCUUCGCGACCUGGUGUCUGCAGAGGAGGGUAAUAAAACUUUUGUCGGCGCGAACAACGACCGAAUUAAUUGGCGGAAAUUCGAGGUGAUGGGAGACGUCAUUCUCUCCAUCCAACAAAGCCAGAAAACUUCAUUUCCCACGUAUACCAAGCAUGAUAUCACCCAAUGGUUGAUCCUCGAGGCGAAAUUUGCAGGAGAUGAAGAGGAACUCUACAGCCGGAGCAUGCAAGUGGAAGCAUCCGCUAGCGGCAUCCCGGAUCCAGGACGCAAACGGUUUGUAUGGAGACGACCUUGA
Molecule: messenger RNA, 2046 nt
Organism: Trichophyton verrucosum HKI 0517
Lineage: Eukaryota; Fungi; Ascomycota; Eurotiomycetes; Onygenales; Arthrodermataceae
Exons: 3
Coding region: 1-2046 (681 amino acids)
Biological process (GO): Ras protein signal transduction; positive regulation of GTPase activity
Cellular component (GO): plasma membrane
Molecular function (GO): guanyl-nucleotide exchange factor activity
Source: RefSeq, a predicted model, not a curated record